AACUGCUGCCCCCUUCUCCCCUCUCCACGUUCCCAUUGGGGAGGUGAGCCCAGCAUCCCAGACUUGUGUGACUAUAUAGGCAAGCAUUUGGAGACUAACUUUACUUUGUUACCCCAGCCCUCAGUGGCUCAAGGUUGGCUUUCUGAGCAGAUAAUAGGCUUCGAAGUAGCACAGUUCCCUACUCUCAGCAAGCCCAACACCAUGGGGAAGGGAGACACCUCAGAGGUAGCACCACCUACCUCAGCCUACCGCUCUGUCAUGGAGGACUAUGGUUACGAGGUGGGCAAGGUCAUUGGCAAUGGCUCCUAUGGGACGGUGUAUGAGGCUUACUACACAAAGCAGAAGGUCAUGGUGGCUGUCAAGAUCAUCUCAAAGAAGAAGGCCUCUGAGGACUAUCUUAACAAGUUCCUGCCCCGUGAGAUACAGGUCAUGAGGGUCCUGCGGCACAAGUACCUCAUCAACUUCUACCAGGCCAUCGAAACCACAUCCCGAGUAUACAUCAUUCUGGAGCUGGCUCAGGGCGGUGAUGUCCUUGAGUGGAUCCAGCGAUACGGGGCUUGUUCUGAGCCCCUUGCUGGCAAGUGGUUCUCCCAGAUGACCCUGGGCAUCGCCUACCUGCACAGCAAGGGCAUCGUGCACCGCCUGACCCCCAGCCUUUCUGCUGCUGGUAGGGACUUAAAGUUGGAGAACCUGUUGCUGGACAAGCGGGAGAAUGUGAAGAUAUCAGACUUUGGCUUCGCCAAGAUGGUGCCUUCUAACCAGACAGUGCAUAGUAGCCCUUCUUACCGCCAAACGAACUGCUUUACAAACCACCUCAGCCAGACCUACUGUGGCAGCUUCGCUUAUGCAUGCCCGGAGAUCUUGCUGGGCUUGCCCUACAACCCUUUCCUGUCUGACACCUGGAGCAUGGGCGUCAUCCUCUACACUCUAGUGGUCGCCCGGCUGCCCUUCGAUGACACCAAUCUCAAGAAGCUGCUGAAAGAGACUCAAAAGGAGGUCACUUUUCCAUCUAACUACUCCAUCUCCCAGGAGUGCAAGAACCUGGUCCUCCAGACGCUACGCCAAGCCACCAAGCGUGCCACCAUCCUGGACAUCAUCAAGGAUCCUUGGGUGCUCAAGUUCCAGCCUGAGCAACCCACCCAGGAGAUCAGGCUGCUUGAGGCCAUGUGCCAACCCUCCAGCACCACUAAUCGGCACCAAUCCUUGGAAAUCAAUACCUAAAAAUGGCUGAAGGAAGGGGUUGGAAGAGGAGCAAAGCAGGAGGGUCUGGGGCUAAAAAUCCUUUAUACCAAAAAUAAAUCUAUUUCUGAUUUAGUUUCAUCA
Odobenus rosmarus divergens (Pacific walrus) is the source of this 1323-nucleotide messenger RNA. RefSeq names its product testis-specific serine kinase 4 (gene TSSK4). Gene Ontology annotation, molecular function: protein serine/threonine kinase activity; tau-protein kinase activity; ATP binding. Lineage: Eukaryota; Metazoa; Chordata; Mammalia; Carnivora; Odobenidae. The transcript is spliced from 4 exons. Gene Ontology annotation, biological process: intracellular signal transduction; microtubule cytoskeleton organization; protein phosphorylation. The coding region runs from base 202 to 1221 and encodes 339 amino acids. Gene Ontology annotation, cellular component: cytoplasm. The record is from RefSeq and is a predicted model, not a curated record.